UGUUGUAUUUUCUCUUUCAAUCCGAUCGGAUGCUACAAAAAACACGAAGAGGAAGUGCAGGCGAUCUUCAACCCUAAAAUACCCACGAUCUUCAUUUCCCUAUUUCAACCAUUCUUCAUCUCAAUUGAUUUCAAUGGCGACGAUCGGAGCUAAACGAGGGUAUGCCAUGGCUUCCAAUUUUCUGAAAGCCCUAAAAACCUCUUCUUCUUCAACGUCGGUCAGACGCUUCAGCGGCGUCGUAAACAGUGAAAUCACCACCACCCACACUGCCAAAUGGAUGCAGGACACAAGCAAGAAAUCUCCAAUGGAGCUGAUCAAUGAAGUCCCCCCAAUCAAAGUUGAGGGCAGGAUCGUAGCUUGUGAAGGAGACACCAAUCCUGCACUUGGACAUCCAAUAGAAUUCAUAUGCCUUGAUCUGAGUGAGCCAGCCGUUUGCAAGUACUGUGGUUUACGCUAUGUUCAAGAUCACCAUCACUAGAUUCAGCUCGAAACAUCAAUGUGUUGAUGCAGCAUGUUUCCAGCUUACUAUUUUCCAAAUUCAGGCUUUCAUGUUCCUUUUUUCUAUUUUAGCAAAGAUGAUGAUGUACUCUACCUAAACCUUGAUAAUGUCUGCAAAUAAGGAUACUGAUCCGACUACCCUAUUCGAUUUCCAACAAGUGUAUAAUUUGAUAUCGAAAUGACCCUGUUUCUGGUGUC
Messenger RNA from Cynara cardunculus var. scolymus (artichoke), 696 nucleotides. RefSeq names its product NADH dehydrogenase [ubiquinone] iron-sulfur protein 6, mitochondrial. The transcript has 3 exons. Bases 134 to 478 code for a protein of 114 amino acids. Gene Ontology annotation, biological process: mitochondrial electron transport, NADH to ubiquinone. The record is from RefSeq and is a predicted model, not a curated record. Lineage: Eukaryota; Viridiplantae; Streptophyta; Magnoliopsida; Asterales; Asteraceae.